This is a messenger RNA of Gossypium raimondii (Peruvian cotton), 542 nucleotides long. RefSeq names its product gibberellin-regulated protein 1. The transcript is spliced from 3 exons. NCBI's taxonomy places the organism in Eukaryota, Viridiplantae, Streptophyta, Magnoliopsida, Malvales, Malvaceae. The coding region runs from base 79 to 390 and encodes 103 amino acids. The record is from RefSeq and is a predicted model, not a curated record.
UUUUUUUUUCUCAAACUAGAUCCAUAUCUCACAUCACAUCUUUGUCGCUCUUCUGGAAAACCUAGUCAGAUCUAUAGGAUGGCCCUUUCCACAAACAUGGCUGCUUCACUUGUUCUUUUCUCUCUUUUGCUGCUUCAUUUCACUCAAGCUGAAGAAUUGAUGAGCAUUGAUGGAGCUCCAAGCCCUUCACCUCAGGCGCAACCUAUUGAUUGUGGAAUAGCAUGUGAAGGAAGAUGCGGACUAUCAAAGAGGCCAAAUCUGUGCAAAAGGUCGUGUGGGAGUUGCUGUAAGAGGUGCAAGUGUGUUCCACCAGGGACGUCAGGCAACUAUGAAGCCUGCCCUUGCUAUGCCAACUUAACCACGCGCAAAAAUGCUCGCAAGUGUCCAUGAUUCCAUAUAUGUUCCACUUGUUUGAUGUUAUUUGAGAAUAAAUCUUUCUUUCUACUGGGAAUUGAUUUAUUAUUUCUUUUUCAGUCGGUCUUUUUACUUAUGGAUGAUAAUCUGAUAUAAGUAUAAUAAAAAGGCUCUUUUUGUUUUGUUUA